Molecule: messenger RNA, 816 nt
Organism: Aspergillus luchuensis
Lineage: Eukaryota; Fungi; Ascomycota; Eurotiomycetes; Eurotiales; Aspergillaceae
Exons: 1
Coding region: 1-816 (271 amino acids)
Source: RefSeq, a predicted model, not a curated record
AUGUCCAAACCAACCAUCGUCUUCCUCGGCGCCACAGGCGGCUGCAUCAACGCCUGCCUCGCCCACACCCUACAGAAUGGCUACCACGCCAUCGCACUAGCCCGCACUCCAUCCAAGCUUAUAGCCCUCCUCCGCACUCAAAACAUAAACCAAGAGACUCUGGACUCCCGACUCCGUAUAAUAACCGGCGAUGCGACCGACCCAGAGGCCGUGAAGAACACAAUUCUCCUACAUCCAUCCUCUUCUACUCCAACCCUAGUCUCCCAUAUCAUCUCCGGCACCGGUGCCACUGGGCACCUUCGUGGCUGGGCAUUCGAAUUUGACCAGCCGCAUAUUUGCGAAGAAGCGACACGGGCGCUGCUCACAGCCCUGCGGGAUAUCUACAGCACAUACCCGGAGUUCCUACUCCAUUCGAACCUGACAAAUCGGCCGCUCCUCACCGUUCUCUCUGGUAUGGGCGUCGAUCCGAGCCAGAAGCAAAUGGAUGUGCCCUUCCUGUUGCGCCGGGUGUAUCAUGGGUUGCUGCAUGUGCCGCAUGCGGAUAAGUGGGCGAUGGAGGAGAUGUUGGCCGAGAGGGAGGCGAGGGAGUUGCUUCGGGGAGUGGUGAUCGUCAGGCCGGGGAGUUUGUUGACCGGGGAUCAUAUGCUGGGGUCUGGGUAUGGGGUUGAGAAGGUUCGUGUGGGCACGGAGAGGGAGAAGCCUGUAGUGGGAUGGACGAUUCCGAGGGCGGAUGUCGGCGAAUGGGUGUUUCGGGAGGUGGUGGUUGGGGGUGGGGAGCGGUGGGUGGAUGAGAAGGUGACGUUGACUUGUUGGUAG